Molecule: messenger RNA, 696 nt
Organism: Triticum turgidum subsp. durum (durum wheat)
Lineage: Eukaryota; Viridiplantae; Streptophyta; Magnoliopsida; Poales; Poaceae
Source: the annotation of a GenBank genome assembly
AUGCACAAAUAUUCCCAGCCUCUGCGGCUCCAAUUUGCAAAAGCUACUCGAGGAUUGACCCAACCCACCCGGCCUUCUCCUACCAACCAAGCAGCUCCAAACACCAAGAAAUCCACAGAAACCGAGAUCUCUCUCUCUCUCUCUCCGACCCGACGGAUACCUGGUUGUUGUUGUAGCUGGGCAAUGGCGACCGACGCGAUCCUGGAGACCAUCAAGCCUCGGCGGAGCCCGUGGCUGGAGGACCUCCCGGUGACGAAUGGGGGCGCAGCGAAGGGCGGCAAGGUGGACCUGUCCGGGAUGCGCCGGCGCGUGUCGUCGUCCUUGUCACUGAGCCUCCAGCCGCUGUCCUCGUCGUCGUCCGCGGCGUUCCGGCGCGCGCGGUCGAUGCCGUCGAUCAAGGCGCUGGCGGCGGCGGGCGCGGUGCGGCAGUGGUGGGAGUGGGGGCUCGGUUGGGUGAUGACCCGGAAGCCCUCCUUCGCGCGUGGCCUCGAGAUGAGCGAGGACGAGGCCGCCCUGCUCGGGUGCCACUGCCGCGGCACGCUCCGGCACGUCUUCUACAAGGCACGCGCCGAGGUGCGCCGCCUCCUCGGCCGCGACGGCCGCCCGCUCGGGGGCGUCGCGGCGCAGGACUUCAGGUACGACUCCGUCAGCUACGCUCAGAACUUCGACAACGGCGACGUCGACGCCAGAUGCUAG